Fundulus heteroclitus (mummichog) is the source of this 2197-nucleotide messenger RNA. RefSeq names its product N-acetyllactosaminide alpha-1,3-galactosyltransferase-like. NCBI's taxonomy places the organism in Eukaryota, Metazoa, Chordata, Actinopteri, Cyprinodontiformes, Fundulidae. Gene Ontology annotation, molecular function: hexosyltransferase activity. The record is from RefSeq and is a predicted model, not a curated record. Gene Ontology annotation, cellular component: vesicle; membrane; Golgi apparatus. Bases 151 to 1155 code for a protein of 334 amino acids. Gene Ontology annotation, biological process: carbohydrate metabolic process. The transcript is spliced from 5 exons.
AAGAGUCUGGGUGCACACAGAGAGGGGACAGGAAUAUCAUUAGGAAAUUAGUUAUUUGCCUUACUUCCACAGAAAAGCAAAAAACAGCCCAGCUUCCUCAGAGGCUUACAUACACUGUGGGGAUUUAAGGAGGGAUCUUCCUGCGAGACUAUGUCCAAUAAUAAAAUAAGAAUUGCUGGAGUCUGUGCUUGUAUUGUGAUGCUCUCAUGUUUCUAUUCCUCAUAUUCAAGUAUGAGGCAUUUAACAUCCAUUGCCUUCAUCAAAAACAUGCAAGUUUCCAGCAAAGAAUCAACAGUGUGGGUGGCUAAGCUGGAUGCCUCACUUAACUUUGGGGCCAGGCCGCAAGUUCAGACUCAUACAUCCUGGAAUGCUUCUAUUGUGUGGCAGUCAAUGUUUGAUGAAGAUCUUUAUGACAAUAAGCACAGGGAAGCAAAAACAACUGUUGCUCUCACUGUGUUCGCAGUUGGAAGGUAUCUGGAGGCCUAUCUCAACACGUUCCUGACCUCAGCAGAGAAACAUUUUAUGUUGGGAUUACCUGUGACAUAUUUUGUGUUUACUGAUUUACCAGAGAAGGUGCAGAACAUUACCCUAGCUCCUCAGAGACACAUCAAAGUUGUCAAAGUGGAGAAGUACAGCAGGUGGCAGGACAUCUCCAUGAUGCGAAUGAAGACGAUAUCGGAAAUAAUCGACGCAGUCCUGAAGUACGACUUCCACUAUGUCUUCUGCUUUGAUGUGGAUCAGAUAUUUAAAGCAAGAUUUGGCUCUGAGGCUCUUGGGGAGUCGGUGGCCCUACUCCAUGCUCACUAUUACAAACUUCCAAAGCACAGGUUCACAUAUGACAGAAAUCCAAAAUCCAAAGCUUGCAUGACUGAAGGAGAUUACUACUACCACGCUGCAAUUUUUGGAGGCACGUGUGAAAAGGUAAAGGCCUUGGCAGAUUACUGCUAUGUGAACAUCAUGGAAGACAAACUGAAUAAUGUGGAGGCUUUAUGGCAUGAUGAAAGUCACCUAAACAAGUACUUUUGGCUUAAUAAACCCACAAAGUUGCUUUCCCCUGAGUACUGCUGGGACGAGAAUAUCGGUGAUGCAAGAGACAUACAGCUCAGGCGCCUGAUAUGGGCCCCCAAAGAUUAUGAGAAGCUUCGUACUCGGUAGCAUGGAAAGAAAAUCCAAAAGUUUUUUCCUGAAUUUUGUUUUUCGCUAAUGUGAAAAACAAAAUUGUGAAAUGUGAAACAUAGUUUCAAAUGUCUAACUAUCACAGCAAGCUCAAAAAUCUUGUUUAAAAACUUGCCCAUUAGGUGCGACUCAUUGUAAACUUACAUUAUAACCCUUUUUGUUGCUAAAGUCCUUACACUGGCUCCCUGUACCUCAGAAAGUAGACUUUAAAAGUCUCCCGUUAGUCUGUAAAUUACAGAAUGGGUCAGCACCAAAAUACAUCACAGACUUGUUAUCAGUGCAUCUAUACUCCAGACCACUCAGGUCUUCAUAGUUCAAGUCUAAUCUUCAUUCCCAGCACCAGAACUAGAACCAGACAUGGAGAAGCAGCAUUCAGUUCUUAUGCUCCAUUCACCCUAAACAAACUUACAUAAGACUGUAAAAGUGCUGAAACCCUGAGUUCCUUUAAAUCAAGGUUAAAACCUAUUAGAGUUGCUUUUGGGUGUUAACUGAAACAUCCUUACCUCUGUAUGUUUUUAUGCUCCAUUCAUGUACAGCACUUUGAGUUGUCAAGUUUCUAAAAUGUGUAAACUAGCCUCGCCUUACUCCUACCAUUUAAUAGGUGUAAAUAGUCUUUUUUACUCGUGCACCAUGGCGUUGAGGCACUUUUAAUUUGUAGAUAUUUGCCCUGUCCCAAUACUCACACUAAACCCUAUGCACUUCUAUGAAGUGUGAUCCUGGUGGAAGUGUACAUAACGGUUCUAGUGCACAGGUUACAAGCGUCCAAAACAGGAGGACUGGGGCACUACGGGUUACGUCAUGGAUUUGCAUUUUUGGUGUCAUAACUGUGACACCAAAAAUGACGGGACCAUCACUGUUUUUGCAAUCUUUACUGCUAAUAAUUAUUAAAAUCACAACAAGCAAUCAUUUUGACGGGAAUAAAUUGCAGGGACAGAAAUUUGAGAGGAUUGGCCAGAGUUGGUAUUGACACAAAUGUGAAAUGAAUGGAAAAUAAUAUUGUUCAAUAUAUACCCAAAAUAAA